Molecule: messenger RNA, 4222 nt
Organism: Camarhynchus parvulus
Lineage: Eukaryota; Metazoa; Chordata; Aves; Passeriformes; Thraupidae
Gene: PLEKHM2
Product: pleckstrin homology and RUN domain containing M2
Exons: 20
Coding region: 236-3274 (1012 amino acids)
Biological process (GO): regulation of protein localization; positive regulation of membrane tubulation; Golgi organization
Cellular component (GO): endosome membrane
Molecular function (GO): kinesin binding
Source: RefSeq, a predicted model, not a curated record
AGUUCCCGGCGGAGCGCGGCCCCAGCGCGGCUUGGCUCCGCUGUGCUCUCGCGGGGCCCGCUCGCCCCCGCGCCCGGCCAUGGCGCGCUGAGCGCCGCGGAGCCGCCAGCCCGGGGCCGGCCGGGGCAGCCGGCAGGACGGAGCCGGCAGGACGGAGCGGGCCCGGCGGGCGGGACGGCGCUCGGCCUGCGCCGGGCGGGCGCGGCGGGCGGCGGCGGCGGCGGGCGGAGGCGCCAUGGAGCCGGCGGAGGUGAAGGACCGCAUCCUGGAGAACAUCUCCCUCUCCGUCAAGAAGCUGCAGAGCUACUUUGCUGCCUGUGAAGAUGAGACACCGGCCAUCAGAAACCAUGACAAGGUCCUGCAGCGGCUCUGUGAACACCUGGACCACGCUCUGCUCUACGGACUGCAAGAUCUCUCCUCGGGGUACUGGGUGCUGGUGGUUCACUUCACGCGCCGGGAAGCCAUCAAACAGAUCGAAGUGCUGCAGCACGUGGCCACCAACCUGGGACGCAGCCGGGCCUGGCUAUACCUUGCCCUCAAUGAAAAUUCCUUGGAGAGCUACUUGAGGCUGUUCCAGGAGAACCUCAGCCUGCUGCACAAGUAUUAUGUCAAGAACGCCCUGGUCUGCAGUCACGACCAUCUGACCUUGUUCUUAACACUGGUGUCUGGACUGGAGUUCAUCCGCUUUGACUUGGACCUGGAUGCUCCAUACCUGGAUCUGGCCCCCUACAUGCCGGAUUACUACAAACCUCAGCACCUGCUGGACUUUGAGGAGCGCCUGCCCAGCUCCGUGCACGGCUCCGACAGCCUCUCCCUCAACUCCUUCAACUCUGUCACCUCCACCAACCUGGAAUGGGACGACAGUGCCAUUGCUCCAUCCAGCGAGGAUUAUGAUUUUGGAGAUGUCUUUCCAGCAAUGCAGACCAUGCCCAGCAGAGACUGGGAAGACGGGGACCUGACGGACACGCUGAGCUGCCCACGCUCGGAGCCCAACGGCAGCAGGGCCGCGGCGAGGAGCCCCACGCAGCAGCGCCACAACCCCUUCAACCAGGACAGGGCUGAGGCACCGUCCUCUGCUGACACCACGCCCGUGCACAGGGCAGAGGCCACCCCCGAGGGAACGGACCAGUCCGAGAGCUGCACGGAGCUGGAGGUCAUCAGGUUAGCCAAGAAGAAGAAGACGGGCAAGAAGAAGAAGGUGAAGCCUGAGGAGGCGGUGAACAGCCCAGCACCCGCAGCGCCCGAGGCCAGCGGGGACAGCGGCGUCAAUGGGCUCAGCGACAGGGAGGAGCCACCGAGGGAUGGGGAGGGGGACAGGGAGGAGCCGCCGAGGGACACGGACCGGGAGGAGCCGCCGAGGGACGGGAGCUCCGCUGCCCCCGGCGGGCCGGAGGAGGGCGGGGAGCGCGCUGCCCUUGGCCCGCUGGCCCUGCGCAUCCCCGAGAUGAAGGACACGUCCAUGGAGAGCGUGGGGCAGCCCCUGAGCAAGGUCAUGGACAGGCUCAACGGGCAGCUGGACCCCGGGGGCUGGAACGCCGCCCUGGAGCCCCCCGGGCAGCCCUUUCGGACCGGCACGCCAGGGGAGACCCCGGAUGGAUCGUCCUCUGGCGACUUUAGCGAGGGGAUUUCAGCCCCCAUGGACUUCUACCGAUUUACCAUCGAGAGUCCAAACGCUGCUGCACCAGGUGGUGGCCACCAUGACCCUCCAGGGCCUGGCCAACCGCCACAUGUUUCUGGUAGCCCUGAGGCUCCUGAAGAAGAAGAAAGCAGAGAGGGAGAAGCAGUUGGGGCAGUAGAGGAGUCUGAAAGGGCGAGUGAUGAACCUCAGACUAGCCAGACAGAAACCACCAACCCGCAGGCUCUCUGUGAGCCCAAGAAGGAGCAGCCCAGCCCUUCCCUGAGCAGCGCUGAGGACUCUGGGGUGGAGGAGGGGCAGGGCAGCCCCUCGGAGCUGACCCAUCCCUCUGAGUUCAGGGUGGAUAACAACCAUCUCCUCCUGCUGAUGAUCCACGUCUUUCGGGAGAACGAGGAGCAGCUGUUCAGGAUGAUCCGAAUGAGCACAGGGCACAUGGAGGGGAACCUGCAGCUGAUCUACGUCCUGCUGACAGAUUGCUACGUGUACCUGAUCCGGAAAGGGGCAGCGGAGAAGCCGUACAUGGUGGAGGAGGCCGUGUCCUACAACGAGCUGGAUUACAUCUCGGUUGGGCUGGAUCAGCAGACAGUGACCCUGGUGUGCACCAACCGGAGGAAGCAGUUCCUGCUGGACACUGCCGACGUGGCUCUCACCGAGUUCUUCCUGGUCUCCUUGAAGUCAGCCAUGAUCAAAGGGUGCCGGGAGCCCCCUUAUCCCAGUAUCCUCACAGAUGCCACCAUGGAGAAACUGGCACUUGCCAAGUUUGUGGCGCAGGAGUCCAAGUGCGAGGCCUGCAACGUGGUUGUGCGUUUCUACGGCCUCGUUCACUGGGAGGACCCCAUGGAUGAGGCGCUGGGGCCCUCCGGCAGCAGCUGCUCCUCUGCAGAACACGCUGUCACCAAGGAUGGCAUCCUGCACUACAAGGCAGGCACCUCCUACCUGGGCAAGGAGCAGUGGAAGCCUUGCUUCGUGGUGCUCAGCAAUGGGAUCUUGUACCAGUACCCCGAUCGCACGGACGUCACCCCUCUGCUCUCCAUCAACAUGGGCGGCGAGCAGUGCGGGGGAUGCCGGCGUUCCAACACCACCGACCGGCCCCACUCCUUCCAGGUGAUCCUGACGGACCGGCCCUCCCUGGAGCUGAGCGCCGACAACGAGGAGGACAUGGCAGACUGGAUGCAGUACUUCUGCCAGGCUGUCUCCAAAGGGGUGAUCCCCCAGGGUGUUGCCCCGACGCCGUGCGUUCCCUGCUGCCUGGUGCUGACAGAUGAGAAGGCUUUCACGUGCCACGAGGACUGCCAGACCAGCUUCUUCCGCUCGCUGGGCACCGCGGAGCUGACCGAUGUCACCGCUGUCUCCACGGAGGCUGGCAAGGAGUACUGCAUCCUGGAGUUUGCUCAGGACAGCAAGGAGUUCCUGCCCCCCUGGGUCCUUUAUUUUAGUUGCACUACGGAACUGGAGAGGUUCCUGUCAGCACUGAACGUCGCAUGGAGGAACAUCUACCAGGUCGAUCUCCAGCACAAGGCCAUUCUGGAUGCUGCUGUGAAGAAGAAAUGUGAGGAUGCCCAGAGCCUCAUCGACAGCGCCUGGCAGCGCAGCGACAGCCUCUGCCGGGGCCGGGCCGAGCGGGACCCCUGGUGUUAACCCUGCCCAGGGGAGGACAGCUCACAGGGCCCAUUUUUGGGGAUCAGGGCCUGUAUCUGGGCAGCUGGCACCCCAAACCCUCCUGCCAUCGCUUGGUCUCCACCAGGGCCGUGCCUGCAGCGUGGACCCCGCGCUCUCCACCGAGCCAGGGACAUCUGGCGUGGUUUGGGGAGCAGCCAGACGCUUCACCACCUGCACCUUCUUCCUUGUCCAGCUGCCACGGGGCAAAAAGUUUGCCUUUCACAGAAUAAUGUCCCAGUAGUAGUGAGGGAGAGGAUGGGAGCAGGGUGGGCUGGGAAAAGCAUCCCCGUUCUGGUGGGGAGCAGGACUGAGGACUUGUUCAUUUUCGAACAGGGUCGGGGCGAGGUGGGAACACUCAGUCGCUACCGUGCAUGUCUUGUUGCUCAUACAAUCACCGCUGUGUUGGGAGGAGUUGGCACCGCCCCGCCUCCUCCUCUUGGAGGGCUCGCCCAGGGCCUCCGGACUCCACUGAACCACUCUCAGCCUGUCCAGGAGAUUUGAGGCUAAGGAAGAAGGAACAAGGCCAAAUAUUUGGCUUAAACAUGGUUUUAGGAAAUCUUAGCAGCCAGUUUGUGGUUUUAAUGCUGACCCUGUGCACUGGGGGAGAAGAGAUGGAGUCCCAUGUUCUUCAGGUGUCCUGAGGGACAUUGUCAUGUGGCUGCCACCAAACACGGUCCCCAUCUCCUCAGCUCACUGCAUCUGAGGCCAGCGAGGACCCAUCGCCACUUGCGCUCCACAACGAGCACUUUGGGGCACAAGCCCAGCUUUUAAAUAAUAUUAAUAACAAUAAUAAUAACCCAGAGACCUUCUCAUGUAAUAUAAGUUCACGGGGCCUUUUUCUGGGAGGAAACAUACGUGACUGAAUGUAUAUGUACAUACAUUUGCUUCCUUUCCCCCCUCCCCAAAUAAAUAGACCUUGGUAACUCA